AUGGGAAACCUCCCAGUUUGUCGUUUACAGCAGAUUAAGCCAUUACACGCAACUGGAGUAGACUAUGCAGGCCCUAUACCCUUAAAGGAAAGAAGAACACGAAACGCACAGGUCAGUCAUGCUUAUAUCUGUCUGUUUGUGUGCAUGAGUACAAAAGCACUUCAUCUCGAAGUCGCGUCCACUUUAUCGACCGAAACCUUCCUUAUGGCAUUCACCCGUUUCGCUGCUCGCCGAGGACCAAUCCAGGCCAUCUAUAGUGAUUGUGGUACCAACUUUGUGGGAGCAUCUCGACUGUUCAAAUCAGUUUCUGAGUACCAAAAUGCUAUAACCAAUCAUCUCUCUACACAGCAGAUUCAAUGGCACUUCAAUCCACCAUCAGCCCCUCACUUCGGAGGUUUAUGGGAAGCAGGUGUCAAGUCCGUAAAACAAUUAUUGUACCGAUCCAUAGGUAACCACCGACUGACCAGCGAAGAACUAAGUACCUGUCUAACGCGCAUCGAAGCAACUCUAAAUUCCAGACCGUUGAGUGCGAUGAGCAACGAUCCCGCUGAUUUCCACGCACUAACGCCAAACCAUUUCCUGACCCUCGAACCCAGCACGACUAUUCCAGAUCCAGAUUUGUCAACCCUUCCAAUAUCUAAGAUGCAGCGAUGGUGGCUCCUCCGAGAUAUUCACCAACAUUUCUGGAGUAAGUGGAAAAGCGACUUUAUCAAUACUUUGCAACAACGCGUGAAAUGGACAAAGGACAAUGGAGCUUUGCGUCAAGAUGAUCUAGUUCUCAUUAAGGAACCAACCAGCUCACUUCAAUGGAGACUGGGCCGCAUCGUUCAACUUCACCCAGGUAACGACGGAAUCAACCGUGUUGCCACCGUCAAAACAACCUCGGGAACUUUCAAACGUCCUGCCAUCAAGCUCUGUCCACUUCCACAGAAUUAA
Molecule: messenger RNA, 936 nt
Organism: Metopolophium dirhodum (rose-grain aphid)
Lineage: Eukaryota; Metazoa; Arthropoda; Insecta; Hemiptera; Aphididae
Exons: 1
Coding region: 1-936 (311 amino acids)
Biological process (GO): DNA integration
Molecular function (GO): nucleic acid binding
Source: RefSeq, a predicted model, not a curated record